UCUUAUCAUUGGUAUGCAUCUCAUUUUUAGCUAAGAAACAUUAGUUUCAAGCAAUAUUCCGAUUUGAGGAUAUUGCUGAAAAUGAGAGGCAUGUGGCUGCUGAGGCAUUGGCCUCAACUAUUUUUUGCUUUAGUGUUUUGCCUUAUUUCUGAUUGUUCUAAACCUUAUGUUUAUGCUUUUGAUCAACCACCACCGGACCAUGUUAAUCACCCUCCCAACAAUGAUCAGAAGCUACCAACGAAGCUUGUUUCGUAUCCCUACCAUUACAAACCACCACCACCACCGCCGCCACCACCAAAGCGUAUAACAUUCCCACCAUUUUUCAACUGGAAUUCUCCGCCCCCACCACCAAAGCAUGUAAAGUUCCCACCUUAUUACAACAAAAAGUCCCCACCGCCACCACCAAAGUAUAUAAAGUUCCCACCUUAUUACCACAAAAAAUCCCCACCGCCACCACCAAAGCAAAUAAAGUUCCCACCUUAUUACCACAAAAGGUCUCCACCGCCACCACCAAAGCAAAUAAAGUUCCCACCUUAUUACCACAAAAGGUCUCCACCGCCACCACCAAAGCCUAUAAAGUUCCCACCUUACCACAAAAAGUCACCGCCGCCGCCACCUCCUUCCUAUUCACCACCACCACCCCUUUCCCAUUCACCACCACCACCCCCACUCUACUUGGCGCCAUUUCCUUCACCUGGUUCACCGUCUCCACCCCACUCACCAUCACCAACUCCGUCACCUGGUUCAUCGCCACCUCAUCCAUCCCACUCUGCACCAGCUCCUUCACCUGGUUCACUGCCUCCACAGCACCCACCCCAUUCACCGUCACCAGCUCCCUUACCUAAUUCACCACCACCACCCCCACCCUACUCAGCACCAGCUCCUUCACCUGAUUCAUCAUCCCCACUGCACUCACCGUCACCAGCUCCCUCACCUAGUUCACCCCCACCCUACUCAGCGCCAUCUCCUUCACCUGAAUCGCCGCCCCCAACCCACUCACUGUCACCAGCUUGGUCACCUAGUUCACCACCACCACCCUACUCUGCGCCAGCUCCUUCACCUGAUUCACCACUCUCAUCCCAGUCACCAUCACCAGCUCCUUCACCUGAUUCACCACCCAUAAUCCACUCACCGUCACCAGCUCCGUCACCUAGUUCACCACCACCCUAUUCAGCGCCAGCCCCUUCACCUGAUUCACCACCCCAACCCCACUCACCGUCACCAGCUCCCUCACCUAGUUCACCACCACCACCCCCACCCUACUCAGUGCCAACUCCUUCACCUGAUUCACCACCCCCAACCCACUCACCAUCACCAGCUCUGCCACCUAGUUCACCACCACCACCCUACUCAGCGCCAGCUCCUUCACCUGAUUCACCACCCCCACCUCAGUCACCAUCACCACCAGCUCAUUCACCUGAUUCACCACCCCCAACCCACGCACCGUCACCAGCUCCAUCACCUAGUUCACCACCACCACAACCACCAUACUCAGCGCCAGCUCCUUCACCUGAUUCACCACCCCCACCCCAGUCACCAUCACCAGCUCCUUCACCUAAUUCUCCAUCCCUAACCCACUCACCGUCACCAGCUCUGUCACCUAGUUCACCACCACCACCCUACUCAGCACCAUCCCCUUCACCUGAUUCACCACCCCAACCCCACUCACUGUCACCAGCUCCCUCACCUAGUUCACCACCCCUACCCUACCUAGCGCCAGCUCCUUCACCUGAUUCACCACCCCCAACCCACUCACCGUCACCGUCACCAUCACCAGCCCUGUCACCUAGUUCACCACCACCACCCUACUCAGCGCCAGCUCCUUCACCUGAUUCACCACCCCCACCCCAGUCACCAUCACCAUCACCAUCUCCUUCACCUGAUUCACCACCCCUAACCCACUCACCGUCACCAGCUCAGUCACCUAGUUCACCACCACCACCCUACUCAACACCAACCCCUUCACCUGAUUCACCACCCCCACCCCAGUCACCAUCACCAACUCCUUCACCUAAUUAUCCACCCCUAACACAUUCACCGUCACCAGCUCCGUCACCUAGUUCACCACCACCACCCUACUUAACGCCAGCCCCUUCACCUGAUUCACCACCUCAACCCCACUCACCGUCACCAGCUCCCUCACCUAGUUCACCACCACCACCACCUGCACCCUACUCAGCGCCAGCUCCUUCACCCGAUUCACCACCCCCAACACACUCACCGUCACCAGCUAUAUCACCUAGUUCACCACCACCACCCUACUCAGCACCAGCUCCUUCACCUGAUUCACCACCCCCACCUCAGUCACCAUCACCAGCUCCUUCACCUGAUUCACCACCCCCAACCCACUCACCAUCACCAGCUCCUUCACUUGAUUCCCCACCCCCAUCCCAGUCACCAUCACCAACUCCUUCACCCGAUUCACCAUCACCAACCCCCUCACGUAGUUCAUCACCUCCACCCUCACCCUACUCAACGCCAAUUCCUUCACCCGAUUCACCAUCCCCACCCCACUCACCGUCACCAGCACCCUCACCUAGUUCACCACAACCACCCACACCUUACUUAGCGCCAGUUCCUUCACCUAAUUCACCACCCUUACCCCAUUCACCGUCACCAGCUCCCUCACUUAGUUCAUCGCCUCCUACACCUAGUUCAUCGCCUCCACUGCCACCACCUCACUCGGCGCCAACUCCUUCACCUGGUUCACCGCCCCCACCUCGCUCACUGUCACCAACUCCCUUAGCUGAUUCACCGACUCCACCUCCCCAAUCCCAUUCACCACCACCGUCACUAGCUCCCACACCUAGUUCACUGUUACCACCCCUACCUAGCUUGGCGCCAACUCCUUCACCUAGUUCACUACCUCCACUACUAGCUCCUUCACCUAGUUCACCGCCACCACCCUCACCUAGCACAGGGAUGCCUCCCUCACCUAGUUCACCGCCUCCACCACAAUUGUCACCACCGCCACCACUAUAUUCACCACCUCCACCACACUUUCCACCACCGCCCCCACUUCAUUCCCCACAAGCUCACCCACGCCACUCACCGCCACCGCCGCCACGCUGGUCACUCCCACCUCCCCCACGCCACUCACCGCCACCACCGCCACGCUGGUCAAUCCCACCUCCCUCACACCGCUCACCGCCACCACCGCCACGACGUUCACCGCCACCGCCCCCACGCCGCUCACCGCCACCGCCUCCUCGCCGCUCACCACCACCGCCCCCACGUCGCUCACCACCACCGCCCCCACGCCGCUCACCGCCACCGCCUCCUCGCCAUUCACCACCACCGCCCCCACGUCGCUCACCACCACCGCCUCCACGUCGCUCACCGCCACCACCCCCACGCCGCUCACCGCCACCUCCUCCACACUGGUAAAUUAUCCAUUUUGAAUAAUAUAUUGCAUGAGAAAUAUAAGAAGACAUGUCAUUUGUUUGUAACACAAUAAGUCCAUGUUAUCAAUUCUAUAAGUGAAUUUGAUAUUGUAAUGGAAUUGUACUAUCUAUUUAACGACAUGGAAAUAAAGAUUUGAGAUUUACUUGUAAA
This is a messenger RNA of Humulus lupulus (European hop), 3555 nucleotides long. RefSeq names its product extensin-like. NCBI's taxonomy places the organism in Eukaryota, Viridiplantae, Streptophyta, Magnoliopsida, Rosales, Cannabaceae. The transcript has a single exon. Bases 82 to 3387 code for a protein of 1101 amino acids. The record is from RefSeq and is a predicted model, not a curated record.